AUGCAGGACAACGAGGAACUCCAUACGAGCACAGAACAAGUGGAUUCAGGGGCUGCACUCGGGCCGUUCCAGACACCCGAAGGAGAGACGUACUGGAGGUUAGGCGAUCCGCGGAGCUUACGUCGGGUCAUGGUGCGCAAGUACCGCGGCCAGGUACUCGUCGACAUUCGAGAGUACUAUCGCGACGCCAAAACCGGAGAGGAGCUGCCUGGACGCAAGGGUAUUUCUUUAACGAUGAAGCAGUUUCGAUCGCUGCAGACGUUGUUGCCCGAUAUUGAAGUUGCCCUACAGCAGGUGAGUCGGAACGACUAG
Cyanidioschyzon merolae strain 10D is the source of this 312-nucleotide messenger RNA. RefSeq names its product similar to RNA polymerase II transcriptional coactivator. Gene Ontology annotation, biological process: positive regulation of transcription initiation by RNA polymerase II. Bases 1 to 312 code for a protein of 103 amino acids. Gene Ontology annotation, molecular function: transcription coactivator activity; DNA binding. The record is from RefSeq and is a predicted model, not a curated record. The transcript has a single exon. NCBI's taxonomy places the organism in Eukaryota, Rhodophyta, Bangiophyceae, Cyanidiales, Cyanidiaceae.